Cryptococcus wingfieldii CBS 7118 is the source of this 591-nucleotide messenger RNA. RefSeq names its product DNA replication complex GINS protein PSF2. Bases 1 to 591 code for a protein of 196 amino acids. The transcript has 5 exons. Gene Ontology annotation, biological process: double-strand break repair via break-induced replication; DNA replication. Gene Ontology annotation, cellular component: nucleus; GINS complex. NCBI's taxonomy places the organism in Eukaryota, Fungi, Basidiomycota, Tremellomycetes, Tremellales, Cryptococcaceae. The record is from RefSeq and is a predicted model, not a curated record.
AUGGCCCUUCCCAAGUCCCUCCAGAAAAGUCUGACCCCUGACGAGCUCACCUUUCUCGCUGAGCAGGACCACAUCAACAUCGUGCCUCUCUUUUCCAUGACCCCCGUACGGCUUGUGAGCGGCAUCUAUGGACCAUUUCAUCCCCCUUCUGCAGCCAGAGUUCCCAUAUGGUUGGGAUUGAGUUUGAAGAAGAAGAGAAAGUGUAGGAUCGUGCCACCAGAAUGGCUUUCCGUCGGCAAGUUGACUGUAGAGAACUUACUCCAGGUUCUGAAGAAUGAAAAGGAAAACUCGGAAGGGUUUGAAAGAUUACCGCGGCGGUUUAUGGAGAUCAGCAAGGUCCUUUUAGACGUAGCACUCGAUGACAUCUCACAAGCUACACAAGUCCGCUCGCUUCUCAAGGACAUCAGAGAAGUCCGCCAGGCCAAGAUUCGCUUCGGUCUCCAAAGCGAAGACGUAUUGCAAAGUGACUAUCUCCAAGUGACGAAUCUCACACCAUUAGAAUUGUCAGAGCUCAAACCGUUCUUGAUAAGGUCGAUGAGCUUGAUGCAGAGUCUCAAAGCACAGAACGAGGAAGAGGAGGAUGAGGAGUAG